AUGGACCAGGAGCGCUGCGCGCCUUUCGGCGUGGGGCCCACACCCGGCCCCUACGCAGCCGUGGGGGACGAGCCUUCGUGCCCCCAGGGAACGCCGGCUGCUGCACCUCACCUGCACCCCGCGCCGCCUCGCGGCCCAAGGCUGACCCGCUUUCCGGCCUGCGGGCCCCUGGAGCCCUACCUCCCAGAGCCCGCCAAGCCGCCCGCCAAGUACCUGCAGGACCUAGGGCCAGGGCCAGCGCUCAACGGCAGCCACUUCUACGAAGGCCCCACGGAAGCCGAGGAGAAGGCUUCCAAAGCUGCCAGCUUCCCCCAGCUGCCCUUGGACUGCCGAGGGGGCCCCAGAGACGGACCCUCUAACUUGCAAGGCUCCCCAGGCCCCUGCCUGGCUAGUCUGCGUGUCCCUCUUUCCCCGGGACUCCCUGACUCCAUGGAGUUGGCCAAGAACAAGAGCAAGAAGCGCCGUAACCGCACCACCUUCAGCACAUUCCAGCUAGAGGAGUUGGAGAAAGUCUUCCAGAAAACCCACUACCCUGAUGUGUACGCCCGGGAACAGCUGGCUUUGCGCACGGACCUAACUGAGGCCAGGGUACAGGUCUGGUUCCAGAACCGCAGAGCCAAGUGGCGGAAGCGUGAGCGUUAUGGGAAGAUGCAGGAGGGGCGGAACCCCUUCACAGCUGCCUAUGACAUCUCUGUGCUGCCCCGCACUGACAGCCACCCCCAGCUGCAGAACUCCCUGUGGCCCAGCCCAGGAUCUGGGAGCCCAGGGGGCCCCUGCCUCAUGUCUCCAGAGGGCAUCCCCUCCCCCUGCAUGUCUCCAUACUCCCAUUCCCAUGGGAAUGUGGCUGGCUUCAUGGGGGUGCCAGCAUCCCCUGCAGCACACCCUGGCAUCUACUCCAUCCAUGGCUUUCCCCCCACCUUGGGGGGCCACAGCUUUGAGCCCUCCCCAGAUGGCGACUACAAGUCCCCAAGCCUUGUCUCACUCAGGGUGAAGCCCAAGGAGCCACCUAGCCUGCUGAACUGGACCACGUGAUAAGUUGUGUGGACACACAGAUUAAGCUGCCCAUCUCCUUUUCUGUUUCCAGUUGCUCCCAGUCCACCCUUUCCUGGAUACCAGAGAGCACUCAGAUGGUAUCUGAGGCCUGAGAGAGCAGCUGGGACCCUCAGCACCCAGCAGGAAACAGUCUACAGGGUUCUCUUAAAAUAACAUGGGACUGCCUAGGAGAAAGGGAGCUUCAGAGUGGGCAGGAUUUUUCCUGUCUCAAACUGGGAUAGAGGGAGGGAUACCCAGGUCUGCUUCCUCAAGGCUUUGUCUAAAUCCAGCUGCCAUCUCUCCAGCUGAAUUGGCUUAACUGGCUCCUCAUUCAGGGAGCCCAGAAAGAGGGGAGGAGGAUGCAGAUUAAACUGGAAGGAGCUCUUUGAGACAGUAGAAACUAGUCUUCUGUAACCACCUGGAAGACCUGCAUCCCCCUCUCCACCACCAGGGGGCGUGCGUCCAGAGUCUGGCGGUGACAGGCGGGAAGGUGAAGGUCAGCAUAAAGGAUGCCGUCUCCUCUGCCCCACCCAUCCCUUAAGGCCGCAAGUGCCCGAUCUCCCAACAUGCUCCUCCAAGAGGGCAGAAAUUCCACCAGCAACCACCAAAUAUUUGGAUUCACCUCAAUGAGAUCAGGCCAGGGCUAUGCUGUGGUAACCAUACUGUAUGUUGGUCAGAAUAAAGCAGAGUUCUUCAGUCUCUGAGUCCCUGAGAUCCCAACCCCCAUUUUUGUAAAGAUACUUUUGUUUAAAAAAAAAGUGCU
This is a messenger RNA of Heterocephalus glaber (naked mole-rat), 1795 nucleotides long. It is a transcript of the gene Alx3, whose product is annotated as ALX homeobox 3. NCBI's taxonomy places the organism in Eukaryota, Metazoa, Chordata, Mammalia, Rodentia, Bathyergidae. Gene Ontology annotation, molecular function: RNA polymerase II transcription regulatory region sequence-specific DNA binding; DNA-binding transcription factor activity, RNA polymerase II-specific. The record is from RefSeq and is a predicted model, not a curated record. Gene Ontology annotation, biological process: regulation of transcription by RNA polymerase II.